Messenger RNA from Colossoma macropomum (tambaqui), 1312 nucleotides. RefSeq names its product cyclic nucleotide binding domain containing 1 (gene cnbd1). The record is from RefSeq and is a predicted model, not a curated record. The transcript is spliced from 11 exons. Bases 16 to 1242 code for a protein of 408 amino acids. NCBI's taxonomy places the organism in Eukaryota, Metazoa, Chordata, Actinopteri, Characiformes, Serrasalmidae.
GCUCAUGAAGAAUUCAUGAACUCCUACCAGAGAAUAUUCCUGACGCCCAAAAAAAUAAUGCCUGCGAUUCCACUGGGCCAAGAAGGCAACGUCAGCCAUGCUCCACAGAGGCCUACAGCCAUAGAGAGCCAGGCUUCUCAGAAGAGAAACAGGAGCCAGCCCCGGGGGAAACAGACUCAAGAGAUGCUCUUCAACCAUGCGAUCAAAGCCCUCAAGAAGUUUCCUAUAGAGAGAUCUCAGCAAGAUCUUCAAGCCAUCCAUAAAAUGCUGAAGAUGUUUCCCUGUCUUACCACCCAGCUGGCCAAGCCAGAGCUACAUAAGGUCAGCUCUAUUGCCAUCAUCGAGACCUGGGACCGUGGCCAGAUUGUAUUUGGACACAAUGGAUUUUUCCUGAUAUUGAAGGGCUCAGUGAAACCAUACACCCGUGAAGCCCCCAUAGAAGACCAGAAAACACCUGCAAUUGGUGUAGGAGGUUUCUUUGGGUCUUUUGAACCUCCACAUUCUGAAGACACUGGCAUCAUCACGCAGUAUGCACUGACCCUGGAGGCCUGUGAAAUCCUCAAAAUCUCUCACUCUGGAUAUGCUAAGCUGAAGAAGGAGAUUUCGGCCCAGGUUUAUGCCAUGAAAGAGUCUUUAAUUCAGGGUUGCCAGUUCUACUUUGACUGGCCCAAACUUUCUAUCGACCACCUGGCCAAACUCAUUCAGCUGAAGACUUUCCCUGCCAAUCAAGUGCUGGUGAAGGAAGGCAGGGUGUGUCCGUUUGUGGCCUACAUCCGUGAAGGCGAGUGCACCAUCCUCCAGGACAUCGGCUCCCUGAUCAAUCCUGCAAAAAAAAAGGGUGGGGGGAUCAAGUCUGUUGUGGUCGGGAAGCUUGGCUGCAUGGAAUCUUUCGGAGAGGUCAGCAUUCUGCAAGAGCAGCCUUCUCCCUGCACUAUUGUCACUGCCACAGAGGUGCAGGCUGGAAUCAUCCAACCAGAGGCCCUACAAGGGCUGGAUUCAGUGACCAUCUCUUUAAUGCUACAGACAGCGCAGCCCACAUGUGGAAAGCUUAGUCAGGAGGAGAUAAAUAAGGAGUAUGUGAGACAAGAGAAGAGCAAAGAGUGGGAUCACAUAAAGAAACGAGUGCUGUCUGAUGCUCUAUUUUACAACAGUAUUCAACAGGGGUGUGGCAAAUGGACACUGAACAGAGGACCAAGAAAAACAGCUGACAAGUACAAGCUCUCCAUGUUUCCCUCCUCAUAAGAUGCACGCACACGCACACACGUCUGACGCUUUAAUGAUGAAGAAAAACAUUCAUUGGAACUCUUAGGCG